CCGGCUUCUUGCAAUUAUCACCAUUUCAACCUACUCGAUUUCUUCGGUGCCUCCUUCAUUCUCCCAAUAUUACUAGUGUCUAGUACUUUUCCACACCCCGAUCAAUCACCAUGCCUCGUUCCAAGCGUGCCCGCGUCGUGCACGAGUCCAAGACCGUCAAGAAGUCCCACAAGGAACAGACCCGUCGCCUGUACGCCAACAUCCGGGAAUGCAUUGAGAAAUACGACCACCUGUUCGUCUUCGGCGUCGACAACAUGCGCAACACCUAUCUGAAGGAUGUCCGUACCGAGUUCGCCGAUAGCCGUCUCUUCUUCGGCAAAACCAAAGUCAUGGCCGUCGCUCUAGGCCACAACCCGGAGAACGAAGCCGCGCCCAACCUCCACAAACUCAGCCCCUACCUCACCGGCGCCGUCGGCCUUCUUUUCACCUCCCGCGACCCCCAAUCCGUGACCGACUACUUCGACAACUUCAGGCCGCUUGACUUCGCCCGCUCCGGAACCGUCAGUACCCGGGCCUUCUCGAUCCCCAACGGUCAGGUGUAUUCGCGGGCUGGAGAGAUCCCCGCCUCCGAGGACGAGCCGCUCAGCCACACUAUUGAGCCGGAGUUGCGGAAACUUGGUGUUCCGACUCGGUUGGUCAAGGGCAAGGUUAUGUUAGAGUUGACGGAGGGCCAGGAGGGAUUCCCCAUUUGCAGGGAGGGAGAGGUGCUCGAUUCGAGGCAGACGACGCUGUUGAAGAUGUUUGGAGUUGUUAUGGCUGAGUUCCAUGUUGCGUUGAAGGCUCAUUGGACGAGGGAGUCUGGGGAGGUGGAGAUUCUGGAGAAGGAUGAGGCUGGUAUGGAGGUUGAGUAAGUUUGUUUAGGUCGGUUGAUGAUGCUUUGAGAAAAAGUUUCGAUUCGGUUUCUUUUUUUAGAGUCGGGGUCCUGCUGGUGGUGGUGGUGGUGUUGCCUUGGUGUUGGGUCAUGGUAGGUUUUUCCUUUCAACUUCUGAAGGAAAAGCUAUCCAUCUAUAUGUGGACUUGUAAAAUGUCCAGCCGGCCUGACACGAUGAACAACUCCCACAACCACCACCACCACCACUCCCCACGCCCCUUUGAUGAUGAGAUCCCCUGGGCAUCUUUGGAGUUGGGUUUAGGCGUUUUCUUUCAAUGAUUGAUUGUCGAUUUUUCGACUCGUAUGUGUGUUUCGUGUCUGAUUCGGUAUAUACUAUUCUGCUUCCGUUGAUGAGCGUAUGACGGACAUACCGAUAUGAAAUAAACCAAUCCGAACAGUUCAGUU
Molecule: messenger RNA, 1276 nt
Organism: Aspergillus costaricaensis CBS 115574
Lineage: Eukaryota; Fungi; Ascomycota; Eurotiomycetes; Eurotiales; Aspergillaceae
Product: ribosome assembly factor MRT4
Exons: 2
Coding region: 111-851 (246 amino acids)
Biological process (GO): ribosomal large subunit biogenesis; ribosomal large subunit assembly; rRNA processing
Cellular component (GO): nucleolus; preribosome, large subunit precursor
Molecular function (GO): RNA binding
Source: RefSeq, a predicted model, not a curated record